This is a messenger RNA of Cavia porcellus (domestic guinea pig), 1829 nucleotides long. RefSeq names its product lysine rich coiled-coil 1 (gene Krcc1). The transcript is spliced from 4 exons. NCBI's taxonomy places the organism in Eukaryota, Metazoa, Chordata, Mammalia, Rodentia, Caviidae. The record is from RefSeq and is a predicted model, not a curated record. The coding region runs from base 509 to 1270 and encodes 253 amino acids.
UCAGCCGCGGGUGGUGGCGGCUACUUCCCUUCAGGAAGCCGGGUCUCCGCCUCCUCCUCCCACCCCGCCUGCUCGGCGGCGGAGGCGGCGGCGGCGGCAGCGGUUGUUCCUGCCUCUCCGCCACCUCCACCGCCGCCAGUCCUUCGGCCGGCGGCGUUGGCGGGGAGGGGGACAGUAGUUGUAGAUUCCUCCCCUGCCUCAGCGAAGGUACCAUAUUGAAUGAAGAAAGACUGAAUUUACAAGUGCUUUUUGUAAAAGUCACCUGUGGAGUAGUGCUACAGUUUGAAUAAUAAAACAUUUUACAUUAUGAGGUGAAUGGGAGUAGAAUAUUGGACAAAAAUAAAUUUUGUGAUCUCUGCAUCAUGAUUUUUAGCUACCUGAUUGUUGUACAGUCUCACUAUUUGGGGAUAGUUCAUGCUGAAAAACUGAAGCAAGUACUACAUAAAUAUGACCAGAUUUCUCCAGCCAGUCCUCAGCCUAACAAAGAGAAUCCCUUUUUGUCAACCUAAUGAAGCAUUCAAAGUCAUAUGACUCUUUUCAAGAUGAACUCGAAGAUUAUAUUAAAGCGCAGAAAGCCAGAGGCUUAGAGCCAAAGACUUGUUUCAGAAAAAUGAGGGAGGACUACUUGGAAAGCUGUGGGUACAGGGAAGAAGUUGAUUCCAGACCCAGCUAUAGAAUGUUUGAUCAAAGACUCCCGUCUGGUACCAUCCAGACUUAUCCGAGAUCACGCAAUAUUUCCCAGACAGAAAACCGCUUACCUCAGUGGUUCCCAGCUCACGACAACAGGCCGAGACUAGAGUCUCUGAGCUACUGUCAGUUUCCCAGGGACUGUUUCUCAGAAAAACCAGCACCCCUGAACCUCAGCCAGCAAGAGUAUAAUCACGGUUCAGCCAGUGUAGACUCGGGAGUCCCCCAGUACCUGUCCUCAGGAGCCAGGGCUGGUGCCCAUCAAGCCAGUCAUCAGAAAAGAAGAAGGCGCCCAGAGGAAGGCAAAGAAAAGCCGAGGGAGGAGCGGCCCAAGCACAAGAGGAGGAGGAGUCUUGAAGAGGCAGAUUUAGAAGAGCACUCAAGCAUCCAAAGAAAGAAAACAGAGGUAGAAACGGAACCUGUGCAGGGCGGUGCAGAAAAGCCUAAGCAUCGAAAGGAGAAGAAAAGCCGAGACGUAGGCUCUAGGAAGGAGGACCGCAAGCGCAGGAAGGAGAAAAAGGAGCAAGGCGAAGAAAGAACAGAGGAGGAAAUGCUCUGGGACCAGUCUAUCCUGGGGUUUUGAAGCUCUUGAGUCGGCUCUCCUGAGGUUGAAACUGAAAAAGUAGUUGAGGAGCUUGGUGUUAUGAUGUUCAUGUUCCUAUCACUUAAGUGAAAAAGUAGUUUAAUUCUAACAAAGGCCAGGUGAACACGAAGUAUUUAGGAUGCUUGCUGUGUUGGAAAUUUUCCUCAUUUUCUAAAAACAUCACAGUUUUCUUACAUUUGAUACAAUUUUCCUUUAGGAGAGUGGUUCUAGUUUAUUCAGAUUGCCAUGAUGGAAUUAUUUUCUCUUGGGGAAUAAUUUAUUUUAAACUGGAAGAUUAACAGGCUUUGCAGAAUAUUUCUUGAUUGGAUUUGUUUUCUCUAUGAGUUGGGUAUUUUUAUGUUCACUGGUUUUCUCUAUAAAGCCGUUUAGAUUUUUUCCCCCUUUGUUAACUUGCAGUAUAUUUUCUAGGUUGGAAAAUGGAAUAUUAUAAUAAUAAUAAGCUUAUGUUACAUAUAGUUCUAAAAGUUUCAAAGAGUCUUGAUACAAAAUCAGUUUAUAUUCCAGAGAAGUUUAUAAUAAAGUUUUAUUAAUAAUAAAA